Molecule: messenger RNA, 282 nt
Organism: Penicillium brevicompactum
Lineage: Eukaryota; Fungi; Ascomycota; Eurotiomycetes; Eurotiales; Aspergillaceae
Product: protein PET117
Exons: 2
Coding region: 1-282 (93 amino acids)
Biological process (GO): mitochondrial respiratory chain complex IV assembly
Cellular component (GO): mitochondrion
Source: RefSeq, a predicted model, not a curated record
AUGUCCCGCGCAUCAAAAGCAACAUUGGCCGUCACCGGUCUCGGCACAGCGGGCAUCAUCUAUUUCGUCCACUGGGCGCAGGAAAAUGACAGGGCGGCUAUGCACAGGGGCGUCGAGCGUGAUAUGGCAAACACCGCAGAGAAACAGCGCAUUCGACUGGAGCGCCAAGCCGAGUUUGAAAUGCAAAAGGCCCUCGAGCAAGAGUAUCUCAAGCUCCAAACAGUGCACAGCACAACCGACGAUCCCAAUACUACAGGAAAACCCUCGAGUCCGGGGUCAUGA